Messenger RNA from Anguilla rostrata (American eel), 3872 nucleotides. It is a transcript of the gene arih2, whose product is annotated as ariadne homolog 2 (Drosophila). Lineage: Eukaryota; Metazoa; Chordata; Actinopteri; Anguilliformes; Anguillidae. The transcript is spliced from 15 exons. The coding region runs from base 329 to 1852 and encodes 507 amino acids. Gene Ontology annotation, biological process: ubiquitin-dependent protein catabolic process; positive regulation of proteasomal ubiquitin-dependent protein catabolic process; protein polyubiquitination. The record is from RefSeq and is a predicted model, not a curated record. Gene Ontology annotation, molecular function: ubiquitin conjugating enzyme binding; ubiquitin protein ligase activity; zinc ion binding. Gene Ontology annotation, cellular component: ubiquitin ligase complex; cytoplasm.
UGAAAAGUCCGCCUCAAUCGGAGACGGAAAUGACGUCUCAUACGAAUCCCCCCGUAGUUCCUGUCUUCCUUCUGGCUUCGAUUCGGUAAGCCGAACCGAACUGAUUCUGAGUAUCCCGGUCGCGCACUGCAAGGCGGCUGAGCACAGCCCCAGAGCAGGCAUUUAUAUCCUCUCAGUCUAUCCACCUCAAGAGUACCUCAUGAGUGACUGGCAGUGUGACUUCUUCUGCUUUUUCCGCUGCUGCUGAGCAGAGGCUAUUGGGAGUUGUAGUUUACGGAGUGCUGAUUGCAGAUCGGUGGAGGGUCUCAGUGAAAGUGGGGUCCAGGGAAUGUCCGUGGACAUGAACAGCCAGGCCUCUGACAGCAACGAGGAUGACUUCGGCCCCAACUCCGAGGAGGAAGAGGACGAAGGGGGAGAGGAGGAGGACCAGGGUGAUAUUGCGGACUACUAUGAGGGCGUGGCCAGUGACGUGGAACAGCAGGGGGCUGAUUCUUUUGAUCCAGAGGAGUACCAGUUCACCUGUCUCUCCUACAGAGAGAGCCAGAGAGUUCUGACAGAAGAGGUGAACAGUGUGGCCACUGCUCUAAAGGUUCUGCCUGCCGUUGCAAAAUUGAUCCUGGUCCAUUUUCACUGGCAGGUGUCUGUUAUACUGGACAGGUACAAGUCCAAUUCCUCUCAGCUUCUUUGUGAGGCCCAGGUCCAGCCCAGCUCCUGCAGAUCCGUGACAGCGUCCCCUCAGUCCCUGCAGUGUGGGGUGUGUCUGCAGCUGGUGAGAAAGGACGCCUUGCUCUCCCUACCCUGUCAGCACUCCUUCUGCAAGUCGUGCUGGGAACAGCACUGCACAGUGCUCGUUAAGGAUGGGGUAGGAGUGGGCAUCUCGUGUAUGGCUCAGGACUGUUCCCUCCAAAUGCCAGAGGACUUUGUGCUCCCGUUGCUUCCUAGCGAGGAGCUGAAGGAGAAAUACAGACGCUACCUCUUCAGAGACUAUGUGGAGAGUCACUUCCAGCUGCAGCUGUGUCCUGGGGCAGACUGUCCUAUCGUCAUUCAGGUGCAGGAGCCCCGAGCACGCAGAGUGCAGUGUAGCCGCUGCAGCGAGGUCUUCUGUUUCAAGUGUCGGCAGAUGUACCAUGCUCCUACAGACUGCGGAACCAUACGGAAGUGGCUGACCAAAUGUGCUGAUGAUUCUGAGACCGCCAACUACAUCAGCGCGCACACUAAAGAUUGUCCUAAGUGCAAUAUCUGCAUUGAGAAGAAUGGAGGCUGCAACCACAUGCAAUGCUCCAAGUGCAAGCAUGAUUUCUGCUGGAUGUGCCUAGGAGAUUGGAAGACCCAUGGCAGCGAGUACUAUGAGUGCAGCCGCUACAAGGAGAACCCUGACAUUGUUAACCAGAGUCAACAGGCCCAGGCCAGGGAGGCACUCAAGAAAUACCUCUUCUACUUCGAGAGGUGGGAGAACCACAAUAAGAGCCUGCAGCUGGAGGCCCAGACUUACCAGCGGAUUCAGGAAAAGAUCCAGGAGAGAGUGAUGAACAACCUGGGCACCUGGAUUGACUGGCAGUACAUGCAGAAUGCUGCCAAGCUGCUGGCCAAGUGUCGUUACACGCUGCAGUACACCUAUCCCUACGCCUACUAUAUGGAGUCUGGGCCCCGCAAGAAACUGUUUGAGUACCAGCAGGCGCAGUUGGAGGCGGAAAUAGAGAACCUGUCCUGGAAGGUGGAAAGGGCAGACAGCUACGAGAGGGGCGUUGGAGAAGGAGAGCUGAGCGCCAACGACAGAGGGGAUCUGGAGAAUCAGAUGCACAUCGCUGAGCAGAGGAGACGCACGCUGCUCAAGGAUUUCCAUGACACCUGAGUGUUUGAUUCUGUGGUUCCGAUCAGCCCCAGAAGCUUCUUCAUGCUUUCAUUCAUCUCUCUUCUUUGCUGCAUCCCUCUCUUCCCCCUCUUCCUUGCUUUCCUCUUGCUCUGCUGGAGUGUGGAGGCCUGGGUCUCCGAAUGGCACGAGCGCAUUAGUCCACCACCCCACCCCACCCCACCCCCACGCCAAAAAAAAUUAUAAUGAUCCUCUGACAGGAAAACUACCACAGGCCCACUCAUGCAUGUACAGACACAUGCAGAUACAUACUUGCACUCGUGCACACUCAUACAUGCACGCACACACGCACGCACACACAAUGGAAGGGUUGGACACACUCAUACACAGAGAUUGAUACAUACCGAGGGCAGGUCAACUAGGCACAUUCUAAUCUUCCUCAUCUAUUCUCUCCACCACUUUUCUGUCCUUUUAUUUUUUCUGCACAUUGUUCAGUUUUUUUUGAGAAAUGGCUGUUAAUAGAGUAGGCUCAUUUAAAAAAUGGAAAAAGAAAAAAAAACUGUAAUUUUCAACGGUUGUACAUUAAUACAGAAAUAGAGUUACUGAGAGAAUGUUUUUAAACGAGCGCUGUGUCCUGUGUGUGUUCUGUGUCUCUUUGUGUCUAGCUCUUUCAAGCUCAGACUGGCAUCAGUUUGCAUUUCAGAAGCUUUCCGAAGUUACCAAAGCAUUUUGGAACAUAAGCACACAAUCUGAGCGCUUGUAACAGCACAAAGUCUUCAAAAUAUAAUCUAAACCGUAUGCUCUGUAUGUCUAGUUCGGAACAACAAGCAGCCUAGACCUUUCAGCUGCCCGUCAUUGGCAGGCUCGUAGAGUACUUUGAGACCUGUGGUGUCAUCCCACUCUCCUUAUGGAAUUGUACAGGUGUGUAACCCAAGUUGCAAAUGUAGACAUUUGUCUCCUUACUCUGUUUGUCAAGCUCUUAUUUUGUAGUUGCCUGUUUGAAGUGUGCCCCUCAUAAGGAGUUAUUUUUGUUUGUAAUAUCCUGAUGAAUUCUCACAGCAGGGUAGGGUCCUUUGUCCCACUUUAAGGCCUGAUAGUAUGCUAAUGUUGUUUUGGUCAAUGCCACCCUACAUUUUGUUGAGAUUAGGAUGUUGAAAUGCUGUUAUUGUAAUGUUUUCAUUAAAUGCUGUUGCUAAGCUAGUGUUACUGUGCUGGCUGUCUCGGGGGUCCCCUGUUGAGACAUGCUUGGUGCACUGAAAUUCUUUGUUAUAGUUGAAAUGUGGGUCAGAAGGGCUCAGAACGUGGCUAUUAUAUUUUCAAGAGAUCUGUAAAGAUGUGAAGGGAAGUCUUCUUUUGCCCCACCCCAAACUGUUAUCCUAUUAACACGCAAUGGGUUUUCAACAAAUAAUAUUUUGAAACUUGGACUUUAGUUUGAGAUGGGAUGUGUAAAUGAAAUGUGUUGACACGGAGACAUUGAGAAAUACUGGCUGGAUAACAUUGUAAAACAUCUUUAGUCACAUUUUAAGAGGUUAAUUCUACAUGUGUUUGUUUUCUCAGAUUAUGGUACACCGUUUUAUUGCUUUUGCACUUUAUUGGUUUCAAGGUGCACACACAAUUUUCUAUUCUGUAACUUUAGACAUCUUAAAUGCCCAAUCAUCAGCACACCCCACUUAGUCUUCCUGAGGCAGAUAUAGCUCUUGAUUUCUUGUUUUCUGCCUGUUUCUGCACACUUAGGAAUUUUGUUAGUUUCUUCCCUGUAUCUUCUGUCCAGGCUACCUACAAUCUUUAUAAAUUUCAGGUAAAUAUUAGUUGUUUCCUUAAUUAAUCAUUUUUGUUUGAGCUUUGAGCAUACACCCACCUACCAUGUACCUACUUCUAUUUAAAUAAUGCACACACUGCAAGCAAUACAAAGAAUAGUGUGAAAAUAUGUUUCUGGCACUGGCCAGUGGGGUGUGCACGAGUGCACAAACCAAGAUAUUAGUUUAUUUGGAAUGAACACCAUCAGAAUCAAUGCUCUAGUUGACUGUUAAGGUUUUAAAUAAAAUAUCUUUGGACAAGGUCA